This is a messenger RNA of Planococcus citri (citrus mealybug), 795 nucleotides long. It is a transcript of the gene Srx, whose product is annotated as Sulfiredoxin. The record is from RefSeq and is a predicted model, not a curated record. Gene Ontology annotation, biological process: cellular response to oxidative stress. Gene Ontology annotation, molecular function: sulfiredoxin activity. Gene Ontology annotation, cellular component: cytoplasm. Lineage: Eukaryota; Metazoa; Arthropoda; Insecta; Hemiptera; Pseudococcidae. The transcript is spliced from 3 exons. Bases 317 to 691 code for a protein of 124 amino acids.
UUAAAUCAUUUCAUAAUUUUCCAUCCCUUGAUAUAUUUUCCGCUUAGCUAAAAUCAUUUCUAAAAACAAAAGCUCAGAUAUAAUCACUUGUAAGAAACUAUGGGUAUUCAUUUUCAAAAAUGCGCGGAACUUGCUAAAUAAUAAAACGUGUUUGCAUUGGCAAUGGCAUUGGUCGAGUUUUGAGUGAAGCGAUUCAAGUCCCAUUCCAUUAUUCGUUUAGUCCGAUCGUAGUUCCAUAAGCUAUCAUUAGUCAUAAGCCAUUACAGUCGCCACGAAAUUAACUGGGCGUGUCAAAAGAUAAAAGUUUACCGAAGAAAUGAUGAAACCAAGGUGUUCUUUGUACGUGUAUUUUCGUACUUUCACCAUGACGAGUAUACAUUCCAAGACCGUCGAAGAAGUGUAUGAUAUACCGAUGGAAGUCAUCAAAAGGCCUCUGCAAUCUGUAUUGGAUGAAGAAAAAGUUAGAAGUUUAAUGGAUACGUUACAAACCGAAAGCGAAAAAGUGCCUCCUAUCGAUGUAUUAUGGAUAGAAGACAGCAAAGGUGGAAAUUACUAUUACAGUUUUGGCGGAUGUCAUAGAUUCGCUGCUCAUCAACGUUUAAAUUUGCCGACCAUUAAAGGGAAAUUAGUACGGUCAACGGUUGACGAUUUAAAAUGUUACCUAGGUGCCUCGACGCCGCAAUUAGAGUAGGUAGUUUUUUACUCAGAAUACCUACUUCAACGUGAUCACUGACUCGUAACCAUAAACUAGUCAUAAGUAUUGUUUCAUUUCGAAUACAUGUUAAUUACUGUAAA